AUGGCUUCACCCGAUCCUGACUCCUUGCAAACCAUCAACCACCCCUCUUCACCUGUCAACUCCAACAGCCUUUCUGCGCCUCAAAACGGGAUUCUGACGUCCACAGGUCCUCAGCAGACACGUAAACCCGCCCCACCUGCCAAUGACGGGGCUCCAUCGCAGCGUCUGACAUUCGACCCAAAGUCGCUUCUGAAUCCCAAAGGCGCCUCGAAGAACGCCGACACGCCAGGCGAUGGAUCCUCCACCGACGCAGCUGUGGAAGCCGACGGCAGCGAAGGUAACACUGGAUUUGGCCAAAUGAUCGAAAAUCUACACGGCGUCAUCGAACGCGAGGAUGUAUCAGCGAAGAAACGCAAGGCUCGAACCAUCGAGGACGGCGAAUCUGAUGAGGAGCGGAAGAAGCAGAAGGCGAGUUCCUUACGCUCAUCCGGUGGAGGCACAAUCAGCGCUCACAUGAAAGAGCAAAGUGCGAAGAUCGCUGCUUCGGCGCAGUCCUCACAGACCAUUGACCUGACCAACGACGACGAUGAGGUUCAACUCGUGAAAGAUGCCAGCAGCAAAGGAGGUACUGAAGAGGUCGUUUGCCUUGGAAUUCUGCAUGGUAAGGCCAAUGCCUCGAGAAUUCCAGCAUACCCUCCAAACAAGCAGCGUGUCAUCAAGGAUUACUGGCCCCCGAUGAAGGUCAAGUUCCAGAGAGCAUCAAUCGACCCCAGAAGCAUGUUGAUCCAUCUGUUCGACAAUCAUCAGGACAAGUUCGCCACGCUAGAUUCCAAACUUGCCUCUGCACUCUGCCCGAUGCUGUCGGCUUCGGACGUUAAUGGCAUUCGGCUCAAGAUCUUUCUGAAGCAGCGAGCUAAGAAGGAAGGGGAGUACAUGGGCAAGCCGGUCUCAGAGAGCAUGGGGCUUCAGAUUGAAUUAUCCUCUCCACGCAACAAGGCAGACGCGAUUGGUCGCUUCCUCUCUCAGAAACAGCUGUUUUUGACAGCAGCACCUAACAGAGAGCGCUACGACCCGCAAGCUCCCCAGAAUUUCGGACCGUCGAAAUCUACCCAAAACAAAGGACAGUCCACGACGUACACGGUCCAACGAACUCAAGAGGAGAUGCGCCGUGAACAGGACGCUCUGUUCGACGAGUUGUCCAAGGCCGGGGAGAAUCUACCGAGCAUGGAGGCAAACUCCAACAUCAUCACUUCCCAGCUUUUCGAUCAUCAAAAGCAGGCCCUUCAUUUCCUCAUGGAUCACGAGCGUGAUGACUUUGAGGGCGAUGACCUGCCUGCCCACUCGCUGUGGGAAUACAGGGCGAAGGACAAUGGUCAGCGCUCCUGGUAUCACAAGAUCACGUAUGAAGAAAGCGCACAAAAGCCUGAUUACGUUCGAGGAGGCAUUUUGGCAGAUGUCAUGGGACUGGGCAAGACUUUGAGUAUCCUGGCUUUGAUUGCACAUACUGUAGAUGAUGCGUUCCGAUUCCAUCGGGAGGAUCCACCUCCGUCUGCGGAUGUCAUGAGAAACGCUAGGGCCACGCUCAUCAUAUGUCCGAAGUCAGUCAUGUCGAACUGGGCAGCACAAAUCGAACAACACACUGCAGCGGACAAGAUGCAAGUCUAUCAAUACCACGGAGCCAACCGCAUGCAAGACUUCAACAAGCUCGCUCGACAUCAUGUCGUCCUUACCACAUACAAUACAUGCGCCGCUGAAUUCAGCGAUGGCAUGCGCAAGAGAACCGCUCUGAACUCCGUAAACUGGUUUCGCAUUAUCCUCGACGAAGCGCAUACCAUUCGUACGACGGAUACGAAGAUGUUCAAGGCAUGCUGCGCUCUGGAUGCACAGCGCCGUUGGGCAGUCACUGGAACUCCAGUGCAGAAUAGCCUGAAUGAUCUAGGCUCUCUCGUCAAGUUUCUCCGACUUCAUCCAUUCGACAAUCAUGCCAAGUGGACGCAACACAUCAUGUCUCCAUUCAAGCUGGGAGACGCAGAUGUCAUUCCAAAGCUCCAGAUCUUGGUCCGUUCUAUCACCUUGUGCCGUGGAAAGGAGACCAUAGGCCUGCCUGAUCGAACAGAGACAUCCGUGAAGCUUCAGUUCAGCAAGGCCGAGGCACUGUUGUACAGACAAUUUGCGUCGGCAGGAAGAAGCCAAUUCAACAACAUCACCCACGGUGGCACUACAGCACUGAAAGGCAAGGCGUACGCCCACGUUCUCAAGUCCAUUGGUCGGCUCCGUCAAAUCUGCGCCCAUGGACGCGAGAUGAUCACAGAUGAGGAUCUGAAGGAUGUCGAAGGAGAUGACCCGGAAAAUGCCAUUGUGCUUGACGCGGGUGACGAGCCAGAGCUGGAGCCCGAGGACGAGUUCGUGAGUGAGAAGCAAGCCUACGAAACAUUCACUACGAUGCAGGACAGUGAUGUCGACCGGUGCCAGGCGUGUGAUCGGAAGCUGGAUGCAGAGCGAACACUGCCAAAUGGGGCUACAGAUCUCACUGGUCAAGAUAGCAGCGACUCUGACGACGACUCGGGUAGCGAAGAGGAAGACGGAGACGAAAAAGAUGGCGCUGAUCUUGUCGGACAUCUUACGCCUUGCUACCAUCUCCUUUGCCCCGACUGCUCGAAGGAGUAUGUCAACGAAAUCAGCAAGAUCACGACCGCUGAUCGCCAUUAUCACUGCCCUCACUGCGACUUGUAUGUGAGGUUCGGUCUAUUUGCACUUCGUCGCUCGGCCCUGCGCCAGUUUGUCGCGGCUCGUGAAGCUGCUAAGAAGACCGGAACGGCCAAGUGGGACGAGGCUACAUACAGCGGACCUCACACGAAGGUCAAGGCGCUCCUAGACGACCUCGCGGAAUCGGCUCGUGAGACCUCUGAACUUCCGCCAGGAGAGCCACCUGUCCGCUCUGUCGUUUUCAGUGGCUGGACAUCAUACCUGGAUCUCAUCGGGUAUGCGUUGACGAAGAACGGCAUCCGCUUCACUCGCAUUGACGGCGCCAUGUCCGUCAAGAAGCGGACACAAGCAAUUGAGACCUUCAACACUGAUCCCGACGUCACUGUCCUCAUUGUUUCGAUCAAGGCAGGUGGACAAGGCCUCAAUUUUACCGCCGCAAACAAGGCAUACGUCAUGGAGCCUCAGUACAACCCCGGUGUGGAGCAGCAGGCAGUCGACCGAAUUCAUCGCAUUGGUCAGAACCGUGAGGUCACGAUCAAGCACUUCAUCAUGCAGGACUCCAUCGAGGAGGCAAUUGUCAAACUUCAGAAGAGAAAGCAGAAGUUGGCGCAGCUCUCGAUGAGCAAUAGGCGCAGCAAGGCUGAGGAAGCCAAGGAGCGAAUGAUCGAGAUUCAGGCGCUCUUCAAGUGA
This is a messenger RNA of Lecanosticta acicola, 3336 nucleotides long. The record is from the annotation of a GenBank genome assembly. Lineage: Eukaryota; Fungi; Ascomycota; Dothideomycetes; Mycosphaerellales; Mycosphaerellaceae.